Molecule: messenger RNA, 411 nt
Organism: Protopolystoma xenopodis
Lineage: Eukaryota; Metazoa; Platyhelminthes; Monogenea; Polystomatidea; Polystomatidae
Source: the annotation of a GenBank genome assembly
AUGCUUCUAGCGUUAAGUUGUUCAGCUGAGGAGUGGCCUCCAUUCUGCGCUGAUUUAGUCUUCGAAUUAUACUCUCGUAGGAAAUCUUCCGAUCCUGCUGUUGCCACCUCCCAUUCGAAGGAAGCGUCUGUCAGUUCUCCCUUGACCGAGGACCUCUGGCUACGCGUUGCCUAUCUUGGCUCCAUGCUACCCCUGGCUCGAAACUGGGGUCUGCAAGUCAGCAACGGCCAAGCCAAAUCUGGUAACACAGUGUAUACAGACUUAUCUGACGACGAUUGCUUGGUCCCACUGACGGAGUUACUGCGACGCUGGAAGGAUAAGGCUAUUUCGCCGGAGCGAUACACUAAACUCUGCCGUAGUUAUGCUCACGGAAACCCGACUUCUACUGGCCUGGGCCCUAAGACCAUAUGA